CUCUUCGAGCGCUGGAGGUAAUGAGAUUCAAUAGCUUCAGUAUGUAAGGAGUGAAGGAUAUAUUGUUUCAAGGCGGUUCUCCAUCUCCAUCGGAUAUUAAAAUCUCGUGGUGUCACAUCAGGAUUUAUAUCAAGAAGGUGCUCAAAUGAAUCAACCAUCAUGGCAUCUGAGGUGUUAGUUAGACCCGGCAUCGUCCCAGACGCGGUUGCCGAUAUGAAUGCUCAGCUUCCACCAUUACCCAAUCAGCUUCCACAAUGGUCCAGGGUUAGCAAGUUGGACAAAUCUCGCUACCCAAAGCCCUUCCUGAAGGACAGACUUAAUCCACUGCCUCCCACGCAUGAUGGUGUGAAAUUCAGUGACACUUUAGACAACCAAUCUGAUGAUAAUUCAUUGGAGAGUAAUCCAGAGGAUAUGAAUCCAUCUCAAAGGAUACAGCAUUUAGAAAAGAGUAUCCACUUCUUGAGACAACAACACUUUGAAAUAUUAUCUAGUCUUCAUGAAGAAAUAGACGCUCUAAAAAAGGAAAAUAAAGAACUGCAGUUCAAGAUAAUAAUGAAACAGAACAGCAUGCCAACCCCUCCUCAGUCUGCUAGUAGGAUUGUCAGGAAACGACUUGAAAGAAGUAAGGAAAGAGAAAAAUCGGCCAGUUCAGUGGAGUCGUCGAGGACGGGUGGUAGUGCUAGAGGAGGAAAACUAGACUCAGGAACAUCUGAUUUUGAAUCGGGCUCGACUGAACUACAUGUACACAUGUCAGAAUUGACAGCAUCCGAGACCAUUGAGUUGUCAAAUGAAGGGUCGAUCAAGAGUGAAAAAGACCAACCCAAAUUGUACGUUCUACAAGAGAAAAUCAAGGAAUUGAAAAUGCAGCUCCAAGAAGCCAGGAACAAAAAUAUAUAUCUCACCCAGGUCUUGGAGGAAGAACAGAAAAAGUCUUCGAAGAAGUACUCUGGUUCUGGGUCUACUGCCGCAGAGACGGUUGAAGACGUUGAUUUGACGACACAUCCUAUCACAGUGACCAAUCAGGUUACAGGAACGAGGCAGCCAUCUGCAUCUGAUUAUGAGGCCAUAAUACGACAACUUCAGGGACUCAAUGAAAAACAGUCAAAUGAGCUGAGCCGACUUAAAUCUGAUCUCAGGGACGUCCUCUAUUCUCAAAAAUGGACACCAGAUGCUUACCUCAUCGCCAAGGCGUAUGUGGCCGAUGAGGAGGAAGAUGGAAAACAAGGCAAACUUCCGAAGAUACAGCUGAAAAAUCCUUCAAGAAAAAUGCCGAAUGUAGCCUAUCUUCCAAAGGCACCCCCACCAGCAGACAACGCCAUGCAACUCCCAGCCAUGCGGCAGACGUUAGGAAACAGAGCAGCAGAGAGGAAGAAAAGGACACAAAUAUUACAGAAGGCACGGCUGAGGAAAGAAGUCUUACCAUGAUCUCAUAAUGUAGGAUAGAGUUAUUCUUAGGAUGGAGGGAACACUUUUAGCCUUUAGCAACUGUGGAAUGACUAUAUCUUUAAGGAUGAAGCAGUUUGUGACCUAAAGCUUGGGGCUGAGACUUUACUAAAGGUCCACUAUGAUAUUUACUAAUGAUUUAUUUUCAAAAACAGCAAAGCUAUGUCUAUGACCAUGAGGGAAAAAAAAUUAUCGAAAUUUGAGAAAAGUGAGCUAUGAUUUCAUCAUAGUCUGACAAAAUGAACUGUAGAGCGGUAGUGUUUACAAAAUGUAUUUCUAUUAACAUGUGGCACAGACAAAAGUAAUGUCUACGAUUGUCAAAGGCCUUUGAAGCUACCCAAACUACACUGGACUCAAACAAACAAAUGUAGAACACUGGUAAAACCAAUCGGAGACCGUAGUUAUUAAAGGUGUGAGAUUUUCUCCAGUACAACAUACAUCCAUUUUCUGUUUUGUAUGUGUUUCCAUGGUAAUUACAUGAAUUUGGUUACUGCAUACAUGUACGUGUUAAUUGUAUGUGAUAAUUGUUAGUGGAUUAUGCAGUAUUGAUGACUGAUAUUCAAAACUACCGUUGUAAUCCUUGGACAGCUGUUUUCUUUAUUCUCUGAUCACAGUCAUAUAUCGGGUCAGUUCUUUGUACAAAUUCUAUAAAAAAAUCCAAUAAAAAUUCAAUAACUUCAUCUCCUAAAGAUUUCUCGACAAAUUGUAAUUUGUAAAGUUCUUGCUAAACACAAGCACAAAUAUUUUCCCCAAAGUUAUCAGAUUUCUUAUGGGGACAAAUGACAAGGACAAAUUUUGACAAGUCUUGACUUUGAUGUUGAGGUUUUUUGCAAAGUCAUUUCAACACAACUGACAUAAUAUAAUCUGAAUUUUGUUGUUUUAUGUUUCACAAUAUGUGCCUUAUUCAUUAUGGUCAGGACUGUGGUUGUAUUUCACUAUAAAUACACCAACAAGUCCACAUUGUCUUGUAAUAUUUGUUGAGUUAAAUUCAGCAUUCACUCUGGUUCAUUUCUUAUGCUGUUGUGCCGAAGGUUGUAAAGUUUCCUUCGUUAUGUUAUCCUGCGACCAUUUUUGGCAUUGUUGUACUGGUUUAAUUGGAAUGAUCGAAUGAGGAAUUUCCUUGAAGUCUGUGUCCGUCAAAAUGUAUAUUAAUCAAAAGUUAUAGGUCUACUUCUCUCACUUCAAAGCCAGACAGAAAUCGUCCUGAAUCAACCACCUGUGAGACUCAUUCCGAAGCAAAAUUAGAAUUUCUUAGGCGCCACAUUGAUGGAGUGGUUUCAGUAAAGAUUUAAUUAACUUCCCUUUGCUGUACAUGUAUAAUGUUGUUUGAACCCUAGAGGAAUUGCCUUGGCUGAUCAGUGAAUCCACUGCUAUUUAGUUCUGAUUCCAAAACACGUUGUGAUAUUCUGCACUGUAAAGUCCCUGCACAUAUUGGUUUUAUAGGCACAAGCCACUUUUCUUACAGAGCUAUUUUUCAUUCUGUACUUACAUGACGUUUGAUUGUACAUGCAUAUGAUGAUAAAGAUCAGAUUAUACAGAAUAUUAAACCUUUUGACUUUUGUACACAUGUUGUGUACAUUUAUUUGGUCAUCUUGUGCACAUUUUGACCUGUACUUCAUAAGUACACUUUUAUUUUGUUGCUUGUACACUUUAAUUUCAACAAAAAUAUAGAAGCGAGCCUUGUAUUCUUUUUAUUUUAACUACAGUGUGACUCAUGACUGGAUCACAAAUUGGGGGUUAUUUACCACCAAGAUAUUACAAAAUUUGCACAGACAUGUUAGAUGAAAAUCUGCACAGACGAAUGCUGGAUUAAUGCUACUACCAUGCACUACCAGCCCAUUUGGUGUCUUCAAAAGAAUCAUUUGUGACACUCAGAGCACAUGUCUGUUAGUGACUGUUGAACACUGUUUGAUGUCUUCAUCCUGAAUCCUCUAAAAAAAUCACAUUUUGUUAUUUGAGUGUACUUGUAGAUUUGGAUGUAUAUGUUUUGUAUAUAUUGCAUGAAUAUGAUUGUAUAGUAAGAAGGUCUUUAACUAUGAGGCUGACGAGUUGUCCUGUGUGCUAGAGUUAUGCUUUGGUGUCAGAUUCAUGUUAAUCUUCAGCUAUAGACAGUAAUCCUAGGCCUAGAUAAGUCAGUUUUGAUGCUUCACUGUCCUGUGUGUGGACAGUGGCAGGGUUGCUCUACGUAGUUCAGCUGCGAGUAGAGUAGAGGCUGGGUAUAUCAUAUUACUAAUUUCGUCACAGUGGAAAAUGUGGGUAGGUAACACUAUGGAAUCCAUUGUUAGCUGUUGGGAGACUGGCAUUUGUCUUUUACUCUGCAGCCAGACAUGGUUCCCCCUAAUUUCAGGAAAAAUCUUAUAAAUUUCAGCAUUUUGAAACAUCUUAAAAUCAGUCUUGAAAUUCUGGGCCUACCUCAGGUGUCAACCCUGCCUGAGUCCACAGUAGAUUGCAGGCUUUUUAGAAUUGAGGUCUAGUGUUACGAGUCAUCUAAGAUAUCUGUGUAAUCAUUCAGGACCAUGCUCGGCACCUCAUUUUCUGGAUUCAUCACAUAAUAAAUUUUG
Molecule: messenger RNA, 4004 nt
Organism: Lineus longissimus
Lineage: Eukaryota; Metazoa; Nemertea; Pilidiophora; Heteronemertea; Lineidae
Product: coiled-coil domain-containing protein 74B-like
Exons: 9
Coding region: 160-1425 (421 amino acids)
Source: RefSeq, a predicted model, not a curated record